AUGAGUGACCGCUGCCUCCGGCCAAACUUUUUCAGUAUUCGGCAAGUGAAUCACAAGAAUGAGUUCCAACAUCGGUCUAACAGAUUGAUUAAAGAUCCCGAAGAUGACUACGAAAUUAUCCGAGUUACCGAUAUGGGCUGCGCCGACACCGUGCUUGCCAUCGAAUAUGCCCAAGAGGCAUUCAAGACAUACAGCCGAAUGCCCCCACCGGGAGCGCCGAUGGCAAGCCAUUCACAGAGUUCGCCGGGAAGUGUGCAAUACGCUAUUAAUUUCAUCGAUUGGUACGAAACCGCAAUCGAGAAAGCUCUGGGGGCAACGAUACCCUGCUGCGCGAGGCAACAACCGUAUCUUGAUUAUCCGACAGCCUCAGGGGAUCGUGGCGGCCAUAACUCUUUAGGACUCUCCACUAGCGAUGGUAACGAGAAAGGUGGUAAUGCUUCGUUCUUGGUCUUCGCCGACGCUAACCUGGAACAAGCUGCGAAAGUGCUGUAUCAAACACUGACGGGCUUAAUUUCCUCCCCCCCGACGAUUAUCACCCAGUGCGAACAAGGAAUGCGAUUCAUGGAUGAAGAGGCGUUCGGAUCAAUUGCAUUCCUGGUCCCCUUCGAAACCGAGGAACAAGCUAUCCAAAUGGCUCACGAAUCAGACGUUGGGCUGGCGGCAUAUUUCUACACAGAGGUCAUUUCCCGCAUGUUUCGAGUGAGCGAGGCACUGAAGGUGGGCAUGGUGGGUGCUCGCACUGAGCUCGUAAGCACGGCAGAGCAACUGUUCGGAGGGGUCCACGAGAGCGGACUGGGCCGGGAAGGUGGAAUCGCAGCUCUUGAGGAAUGUUUGGAUAUCAAGAGUGUCACAAUCGGUAUCUGA
Aspergillus pseudotamarii is the source of this 864-nucleotide messenger RNA. RefSeq names its product Aldehyde/histidinol dehydrogenase. NCBI's taxonomy places the organism in Eukaryota, Fungi, Ascomycota, Eurotiomycetes, Eurotiales, Aspergillaceae. The record is from RefSeq and is a predicted model, not a curated record. The coding region runs from base 1 to 864 and encodes 287 amino acids. Gene Ontology annotation, molecular function: succinate-semialdehyde dehydrogenase (NAD+) activity. The transcript has 3 exons.